GAACGCAAUGAAGCCUUACCUUCCAGUUCUUGUUGUUGUCUGUUAUCAACUAAGUGGCACAAAUGGCCGUGAAUUUCCCAGAGGCCAACUUUCCUCUGGCUCGGAAGACAGAUUUGAGUAUCUUCCUUAUAUGGAGGACGCCAUAUUGCGCAUGACAGACACUGACAAUAAUGGUGCCAUCAGUGAUAAUGAGAUUCGAAUGUUCCUGGCCACACCGGGUGUCCCCGUGUUCCUCCGAAACGCUCUGACAGAGGACAGUGUACAGGCCGCUGAUACAAACCAGGACGGACAACUGGAGAGAUACGAGCUACAGGUCAUUUUAAUGGGAGCAUUUUCUCACAUAACGUUUCCACCCAUUUAUGCCAUCGUCAAUGUUCUGACAUUUGAAACCAGACAGAUGGUCCAAAGAGGGGAAAUAACUGUGCCCCAGACUCCAACGGAAAUCGCCCAGACCGCACUUGACGUUCUGGACACCAACGACAACGGCAAGCUAAGCAGAGAUGAAGCGGCUGAGUUCUAUAGCGUAGUUGCCAGUCAGAACUUCUGGGAAGAUUUAGUUAAUACCGCUACUGCCCUUGACGCUGACAGAGAUAACGAGCUAGAUCUGCAAGAAAUUAUCGCAGUGUACGAGGCACAAGUGGAGAGGUACGGACCCUUGAAUGUGAUGCAGCUUAUCUUCUAUGGACGACUGAGAUCUAUCUUGGGGCCAGUAUCACUCGACAUCCGCCAGUGAUUGAGGUUGUAAUUGUAAGUCUUUAUUUGUUUAUUGAGGAUUUCCCACAGCUCUAUAGCCACGAGUGGAUCUCCUCAACAAUAAAAUCAACGUAUAUACAUAAAAUAACAUAGACAAC
Liolophura sinensis is the source of this 851-nucleotide messenger RNA. RefSeq lists its product as uncharacterized. The transcript is spliced from 5 exons. NCBI's taxonomy places the organism in Eukaryota, Metazoa, Mollusca, Polyplacophora, Chitonida, Chitonidae. Bases 8 to 733 code for a protein of 241 amino acids. Gene Ontology annotation, molecular function: calcium ion binding. The record is from RefSeq and is a predicted model, not a curated record.